Messenger RNA from Populus euphratica (Euphrates poplar), 985 nucleotides. Its product is annotated as malonyl-CoA decarboxylase, mitochondrial-like. The transcript has 6 exons. The record is from RefSeq and is a predicted model, not a curated record. Gene Ontology annotation, molecular function: malonyl-CoA decarboxylase activity. Gene Ontology annotation, cellular component: peroxisomal matrix; mitochondrial matrix. Lineage: Eukaryota; Viridiplantae; Streptophyta; Magnoliopsida; Malpighiales; Salicaceae. Gene Ontology annotation, biological process: fatty acid biosynthetic process; acetyl-CoA biosynthetic process; malonyl-CoA catabolic process. Bases 277 to 555 code for a protein of 92 amino acids.
GAUUACCUUUGUGUUGAAAGAAGCUGUAAGAAUCUCAUUGAACGACAUUGAAAGGUGGCAGGUCCAGUCUCCAGCAGAUAAAAUAUGGAUACAUGAUCCUUGUUGCUCUCUGUUUUCCUCAAAACUGCAGUGCUUUUGUACAUGACAUCUCAAAGGUCAUCUUGGGCCAAUCAUCAUGAUAUCAUAGUCUCAUCAUAGUAUCAACAGUUGCUUCUCUUAUAUUUCUUAAAACUACGACUAAUUAAGAACUUGCAUCAAAAUGCUGGAAAAAAUGGCAUGGAAGUGAUGCUGAACAUGCUGACAUCAACGAGCUAUGAGUGGACCAGUUCAGCUGAAUUACUCUGCGCCUUGAAGCCCCCUCUAAUGCGGUUGUGUGCCAGGUACCUUCUCCAAGAGAAGGAGGGAGGAAAAGCUCUAGAUUCUGUGGCAAAUUUUCACUUGCAAAAUGGAGCGAUGGUUGAAAGAUUAAAUUGGAUGGCAGGCCGGUCUGAGAAAGGUCUUCGUCAAGGUGGAUGUAUCAUGGUGAAACUACAUGUACAGGGUGGAGCACAUUGAAGAAUAUGCUUAAUCAUAUUUCAGCACUGGGCAUAUACAUGCUUCGAGUGACAUUCGCCUCUAUACCAUGCCACAGAAGGAACAUGAGGCGACUGCAGAUUAACUUUGCAGGACAAACAUCCAGUACAUAAUUUUGCUUCCAGUUUAGUUAGUUCUUGCAUUUGUUGAUUAUUAAGAAUACAAAGGAAGGGAAGCUCAUGUCUUGCUCAAUUCAUGGUCUUGGAUGAGCUUUGAUCAAAUUAGGUUCAAGAAGAUGCCGCACUCUGUUCCAGGUUGACAGAAGACGUCUUUCUUGUUGCUUCACUUCCUGUGUUUGUUUCUGUAACUUCGUAUAUUUGUUUUGCAAUUUCCUUUUUAUGUGGAAAAAGAAACCAAUAAAAUGUCAACAAUGUAUACGGAUUGACUACUAGAAAGCAUUACAUUAAAAAGA